UCCCGUUUGUGUCAACCUUUGUGGCGUCUCAGGCCCUCAGGGUGGCAGAACGGGGAGAGCUUUGGUACCCGUGGUUUCUAUGGAUGAAGUAGCUAGACGGAGUAGAUCGGCGGACAGCAAUACAGACAGACAUGGGAACGAGGAGAUGAAUGCCAUGAUGAGAGAGUAUUUCGUGGAAUUGGCAAGAGAAAAGAGAGAGAGAAGGAAGAGAGAGGAAUUGGAGGAGAAGAGUAGGAAAGAAGCUGAAGCAAGGGAGGCAAAAGAACGUAGGAGAAUGCAAUGUGGAGAGGAGAGGCAGCGGCGAGAGGCUGAUCGAGAUGCGCGGCUGUUACGGAUUAUCAAAGGGGAGUUGAUGAAAGAACCUUGCGCCGGGAACUCAGGGCCUGUUGUGCGUGAAAAACAGAAAGCGAAGCUAAAUGGGUAUAGAGAAACUGUCGAGGAAGAGAAAGAACGAUUGCGAAGAAUGAUCGUGAAGCAAGAAGAGGAGGAGGUGGAGACGGAAGACGACGAACUCCGAUUGUUGCGGCUUCGGGCCUCUAAACUGGAGCUUAAAGAAAAACGGAAGCGUGGGCCGGAGGUGUCGAUCGGCAACAGCUCUCCGAUGACGACUCCAGGAAAAAGGUCUCAUGUUAAACUGACGGAUGAAGCGAAGUGCGCAAUUGAGGAGUUGAAGAGGGCUUCUACAGAGGAGGGGGGAACAUCUCUUAUCCCCCGUAGGAUUGAUCUGUCGUUGAAGCACAUUUCUGCGGCAUGUGGAGUUAGGGGAAAAAAAAACUCCGUAGAGGAGUGCAAAGAGUUCUUUGACGCUUUGACGGUCGAGGAAAUCAAGGAGAUUUGCCGAAAGGAGAGGGUUCCGUACGGCAAUCGGGAUGCAGCGAUCAAACGAUUGGUGAUUCGGAAGUCCGCUGUGGCCUAUGACCCGGCGUUCCUUCCGUUUCCACCAACCCCGACGAUGAAAACUAGAAGCAAGUGUGCGACCGCCGAAGUGAAGGAAGAGACUGCUGUAUAUCCGGACAGUACUAGCUCCGAUUCCGAUGAGUCAACCGAGUGAGGACUGUGGGACAACGGUUUCUACUCGAAAGAAGCACGGGCUUGUUGUGAACUUCGUU
Chara braunii is the source of this 1109-nucleotide messenger RNA. The record is from the annotation of a GenBank genome assembly. NCBI's taxonomy places the organism in Eukaryota, Viridiplantae, Streptophyta, Charophyceae, Charales, Characeae.